GUCUGAUCAUAAUAUACCAGUGCCAUCUUCCAUCCCCAGCAGCUCGACACUUCCGCAGGCAGAAUAUUUCUUCGGGUAUUCAACUAACCUCCACGCCCCUCGUCAAAGCAGGAGCAGAACACUAAGAGCCACCCCACCCCUCAGGCCAUCUUCCCAACCGUCAAGAUGACCAACCUCCGGAAGCACGUUCUUACCUUCUUCCUCUACAUUGCCGUGGCCAUCGUCAUGGCCGACACGGUUCCUUUCAACCACUUCGAAGUGAACCCGGGCCAGCUCAGCCCCUUCGGCCUCCUCCACGGCCCGGAGGCUGGCCCUCAGAACCGCGAGUGGCACAUGUUCGACUGUGCGCGCCCUUGCGGUGACCGCUGCCUGCGACCUGAGCAGCAGUGCUGCGAGGCCAAGAUGGGUCUCUACUGCGAGAACGGCCAGAACUGUCAUCCCCGGGGCUGCUGCCCUUCUGGCCAGCUCUGUGACCAGCUUCCCGGUGACUGCAUUGACGACGAGAGUCGACACAUGUGUGGGAGCCGUAAGUACCUUAUUUACACCUGUUCUGAGUUGGUUGGCUUUAGUUCUUGAUCUCUUCCUACCCCUUUUUAUCUUCACACAUGGGCCCUUAACCUUUUACCAACGGAAGAACCUUUACUUGAGUAAUGUGAUCGCUGAUUGGUUUGCUCAUCCAGGUUGCAUCCCUCGGGCCUUCGGAUGCUGCGACGAGGGGAAGGGAUACUUCUGCGGAGAAGGCUUCGCAUGCGGAAGUAACCAGUGCCUUCCAGUCCAUGCCAUUGGUACCAAUUCGACCUCGAACGCUUCGGCCACCACGGUCGUCGUAUGCCAGACGUU
This is a messenger RNA of Sodiomyces alkalinus F11, 840 nucleotides long. RefSeq lists its product as hypothetical. Lineage: Eukaryota; Fungi; Ascomycota; Sordariomycetes; Glomerellales; Plectosphaerellaceae. The record is from RefSeq and is a predicted model, not a curated record. The coding region runs from base 166 to 576 and encodes 136 amino acids. The transcript has a single exon.